AUGCAGAACUUUGAACAAGUAAAGAAGGCCCAAGAGAGGGAAUCACAGCAUACGUACAUGGUCCUUAGAAUGGCUAGUCUUAAUGUAGGGCCUAUGCUGACAAAAUACACCUUCGAAAAGUUGGGGCAAAGUCACGUACAGGCUGAGAUCAGUAAUUACAGAGAAAAUGAUAAGGUAAAAGUCUAGAGAUACAAAAGUAGAAAAGAGCUGAAUUAAAACCAAAAAGUAGAACAGCCUCUUGCAAGGACCACAACAGGGCACAGGCUAGACUAAGCAGUGAGCAUUUAUAGAAAGGGAACUGAUUACAGAAUGACAUAAGAGUGAUCAGAACAAAAGGAAGCAAAGUGAGUGUCCUGAUUCCAAAUUGCUGAUGGAAUGAUGCUUGGUUCCACAGGACAAAGUCUGAGUACCAGGUAAUCUGACAAUCGUACUGCCACCCCAUGCUUGUUGGAGAAGGUCUAACAGAUGCUUUAUAUCUAAGAGCUCAAUUAGAACAAACUUGAUUUUGUAAGUAAGACAAUCAUUCUUUAUUGCAAUGCGUUCACUCUACACUCUAAAUCUAGGAGUUUUAUCUGCAAGCAGAAACUACAGUGCUUUGUGUCCAUUUAGAAGAAAAACAUCAAACAUACUGACAUUGCAAAAAAUGUUUGACUUUCAGAUUAUAAAUGAACCCUCAAUGUUUCUUAGAAAGGAGAAGUUAGUGCAUCUGUAUUUCAAUAACGCUUACCCUGUCCUGUUUAUUCAAAUUCCCAGAAUAUUGUAAAUAAUUACGUGAUUUUCAGACCUGCCUAACAAUUGUAUUUCCCAUAUCAGGUCAUAUUACACUCUGUAAAGGACCUGUGUGCCCAUAUUUCUGUUCAUGCCCUCAAUAGCAACCCUGCAAGGCCUCCAACUUUGAUUACUACAGUGACCUGCGGGCCCUAUCUCAGUAGUUCUCUUGAAAAUCAAUAAAAAAAUUAAAUUCACAAAAAAAUAUGUAUGCUAAGUGAAUAUUUUGAAGGGUGACUGUACAGAUACUACAAUAUUCAAGUUUGUUGUAGCUGACUGUUUGAAACAUUUAUUGCUGUGUGUAUGAAAACAAUGUUGUAUUUUGUCUGUUUGCUGCAAUCACAACAUUGAUGUAAUUAAAUUUUUACAGAAAUAAUUUAUAAUGUAGAUAUGAUGAUUUAUGUAGAUUGAAUGAUUUAUGUAAAGGUUUGUUCUUGUCCCGUGUAAAGAUAAAAAUGUGUCUAUAAUAAUAUUUCGAUGUUAGACAAGAACACUCUUGUAAAAUGUGUUCCCCAAUUCAUCAAUUCUUAAUCACACUGCUGUGUAUGCGCGAACAGCUGCUAAUUUACUCUAAUUGCCACCGAUACAAGACACUCAAAUUAGAUCUCUAAAUUUAACUCUGCUACUAAAACAUAGACCAAAUAAAUGUCAACAAGUGUUGGGUGAUUGGUAAUCUUCCUCUCCAAUCAACUUUUCUUUGUUUCAUUCCCCACAAGGAAAUUUCAGGAGUCGUGCAACAAUUUAAAAAUAGACAAAAUCAGCUGCUAAUUUAUAUUCACUUUAUGUUUCUCAGAACUGCAAUCAAAGAUUACUUUGUCUAAACCUAACUUCUUGACACCAGAUUUUGGUAUCUUCUGGGAUUUUGCAUAACAAUUCCACAUUUACAUCUACAUCUACUACUUUGGUCAUCCACAUUUUUGCACAGAAAUGACUUAUGCUGAAGUGCUGUGCUAUGCAUAUAACUAUGGGUAAAAUGUUUUCAAAAUAUGUUUAUGCAAAAAAAACUGGGACCUGCGCGUCUCACAUGUUGCUUACAUGUUCAUGGAACCUGCGCGUUUCACAGUUUCACAUUUAACUGAUACAGACCUGCGAGUCUUGUACUAAUCUGUGAUGUGUUAUAUUCUAUACAAAAAAACUAACGAGAGGAUUCUCUUGUCUAAAUAAAAAGAUAUUCACAAAAAAAAAAAUCAAGUAAGUAUGUAUGUAUGUAUCCUUGUAGAGUUCUUAAAGGCCACAUGCACAACGCCAUAAAACUGAGCAUGCUGCCAAAUUAUAAACUGUGUUAGUUGUUUGAUUAUACUGUAUCUUAAUUGGAGACAUAAAGUGUAGUUCAUAUUACAAUUAAAUGGUUUUAUUGCAUUGAUUUUCUUAUAGAAAAACAUCAAUUGUUUUUAAGAAAAUAUAUAUUUGAUUAAGGUAGUUGCAGAGAGGAUAAACUACAAAAGAAUCCAAAAUUCAUUCCUAAGUCCAGCCGGACUUGUUUAAAAAAAGCUCCAAUAAGUUUAUUAUUAUUUUCAUUUAUAUAGCACCAACAGAUUCCAUAGUGCUUUACAAUAUUAUGAGAGGGGCGAUUUAACUAUAACUAGGACAAUUACAAGAAAACUUACAGGAACGAUAGUUUAAAGAUGUUAAAGAAAAUAUUAACUGCCUAUAUCUUUCCCUGUGUUUAAUAUCAAAUUGAGGCUUAAAAGCUAUAUCAAACAAAAAAUGCUUCUGCUUGGUUCAUCUAUUCUGUUUGCGUGCACAAAUUUACUCUCAAAUGCUACAUCAGCCACCCAAGUACCGCGAGGACGAGAUAAAGAAACUCAGAGUUGGAGAAUGUGCAGAGACUUGGAUUGGUCAAACCACAUUUCUGGGACAUCUUCAAAAAGUUUAAAGACUGUUUUAUCUGAUCGUAGUGCACGCCAGCUGAAUUACUUUGUUUUGUAAUCCUGCUUGAUUGUUCAUUAAUAAUCCUCUUGAUUUGUACCAGUGUUUUUGCGUGCCUUAUUUUCUUCAACAAAGAGGACCCUGCUCAAACGAGCUUACAGUCUAUAUAACACAGAAGUAACCAAAAGUGCUUUUUUCAUAAAGCACUUUAAAAAGCUAUUCACUAAACCAGGAAUUGUGGAGAAUUGACAAUACCAAAAAUUAUAAUCUAGAUUAGAAAAACCAAAAUUCAUGAUGAGAUUAUCUGGCUAUUUAUGGUUGAGCAUCACAUAAAUGUGAUUUUUUUACAUUUUCUUUUACGAUUUUCUGACCUGCCUUUACCCGGAUUACACUGAUCUGUAUUUUGUUUCACUAGACCCUGACUAGUUGUUUUGACACUGUCAUGGAUUUUUACCAAAGUGAGAAUUACCAGGAAAUAAAGGGGAAUUUCCAUUUUAAGGCCAAAGUAGAUAUGAAAAAGUUACUGUGUGACAGAACUGCUUUAGAGAAAAACAAAGAACAUCAAAACAGCUUUAAUUGUCUCAGAAAACCUGUCAUAUCGACGGUGUUGGAGAAAUGUGAAAGAAAAUGAACACUUUUGCAAUUUUUUUUGGGGGGGAGGGGGGGGGUGUGGGGAGGGGAUUGACGCUGACAAAUGUGUGAAGGAAAAAAAAUGUAAGAAAAUAAAAUGACAGAAGGGGCACAAUAUGGAACAUUUUGCCAUAAAUAAAAUAAUGAAUUGCAAACAGACAAAACAUCCUAAGAAGUGGACAUGACACCGUGUAUACAUAACCCCCAAUGUUGCUUCACCCCCUCCUGCCCAUUGUGUGCCAUGGCUGUGCCAGGACCGAGCUGUGAUUGGAUGAGAAUUAAAGGAAAAUGAGCACAGCAUGGACAUGCCAUAAAUGAUUUGGCAUGGUUUAUUCCUGCUGUAAUUUAGUGAGAAGUGACUUUGUUUCCCUUUAUAGAGAUAUCCCCCCCUGUGAGCUGGCUUUGUCUGUACAGCCAGGUUUAGCCAGCCCCUGGUUCUCCCAUUGCACAGCCUGGGAAUAAAUGGAUAGAAUCCGCUAAUCCUCCUCCUCACAUCGAACACACACAUAUACAAUGUAGCAGCUCUCAGAACUCCCAUCCCUUGCACCCCAUUGGCUGGCAGUGCCCCCUCGCCGCACUCUGAUUGGCUGUUGUCAACGUCACUCUAGCUCAGCGGGCGUCGCUGUCUGGGAAAACACGACCGAUUCCGAGAGGAGCGCUGCGAUUGGCUGAGCGGGGAUGUAACGUCGCUUAGCUCCCGAGUCCCGCCUCCUGGCUUUCUGCUAGAGCCCAGUGUGGCUGUGGUUGUGGAGGGAUGGAGAGCGGGAUUACCGGGCAGCCCUCACGGGGCAUGGAGCAGUGAGCGCUGGACGGUGAGUACCCUGUGUCCGCUGACUGUAUACUGACACAGGGGGAGGGGGGCAGCCGGCCAUGUACCCUGCACAGCCCGGGCAGGGGGGCUCUCCUGCCUUCUAAUCCUAUGGAGAGAGAGGGGCUGCAUGGGAUGUAUCAGCAGCUGCUGGUCCUCUCAGGCCUAUGGCUAGGAAUGGCCAUGUCUCAUAACGGGGGUCUCUGGGCCAAGAGGGGGGUCAUCAUCAUAUCCCAAAACUGA
Molecule: messenger RNA, 4318 nt
Organism: Pelobates cultripes (western spadefoot toad)
Lineage: Eukaryota; Metazoa; Chordata; Amphibia; Anura; Pelobatidae
Source: the annotation of a GenBank genome assembly